Molecule: messenger RNA, 9084 nt
Organism: Numida meleagris (helmeted guineafowl)
Lineage: Eukaryota; Metazoa; Chordata; Aves; Galliformes; Numididae
Gene: SLC4A3
Product: solute carrier family 4 member 3
Exons: 22
Coding region: 3679-7428 (1249 amino acids)
Biological process (GO): regulation of intracellular pH; monoatomic anion transport; transmembrane transport
Cellular component (GO): plasma membrane
Molecular function (GO): solute:inorganic anion antiporter activity; monoatomic anion transmembrane transporter activity
Source: RefSeq, a predicted model, not a curated record
GAGCAGGGGCGCGGUGCGCGGUGGCCCCUGCUGCCCCUGUCCCGUUCUGCCGGCUGUCCGUGUGUCCGUCGGGGCUGUCCGUGUGUCCGUCGGGGCCGUCCAGGCGCAGGGCUGGCUUCUUAUCCGGUGCGGCUGCGUCCUUUCGAAGUGGUUCUGCCUGUGUGUGUGUCCGUGUCUGUGCCAGCCCCGUCCUGCCCGGCGCCUCUGGGAGCAGAGAGCCAGGGGAACGUGCUGUACCCCACAAAUAACGGUCCUGUGUCGGUUUGUCUGCCUGUUCGGUAGGAUAUGGAAGUCGCUGAAGUUACAGUGUAGCCGUGUAGAAGAGAAAGCCACAGGUUAAACCAUUGAUGCCUAAAAACUUCGUGUGCUCGCUGCUUUAAGUGCUGCUGCUUUUCCUUGUGCCGUGCCUGGCCCUGGCCCUCUCCCGGGGUGCAGGAGAGCCGGUCUCAGUGCUUCCAUCUGGUUCGGCUCUCAGACUGUGGCAGCACCUCCUGCUCAGCCCUGGCCGAGCUCAGCCUGCAUGGGGAAACCUUUCCAGACCCCCGGUCCCACUCCUUCGAGCGCCUCCAGCCCUUCCGCAUCCCAGUGCUGGCUGUGCCCAUGGGGCUUUAUUCCUCUCCCUGCAGCAGCCCCUUGUCUAGACACUCCAUGGCUCCCAGCCGGAUUGCCGGCGGAUUAGGAGGGAGCUGAGGGGACCUGGGAGCUGUUUCUCCUCUUGCCCAUGUGGCUGGGAUCCAAACCUUCUGCCAAGGGGCAGCAAGGGCAGUGAGCCCCUCCCUGUGUGCUUCCUUCACAAAGCAGGGCAGUUCCUGCCCUGGCGCAGUGAAGUGGCCUUUGGGGACCAGGGAAGCCCCUCUGGAAGCUGUCAGCAACAUGUGGCCCCUGGGAGCUGUCAGCGGGGACAUGCCUGCCUGUUUGCCUCCGGCCAAGACUGUCGGGGUGCGGCACAGCAGUGUGGGUGAGCCCGUGCUGUUGCUGACGCUGACAGCUGUGUUCUGAGGGGAGAGUCCCUGCAGAAAUUGCCGUAAGCAGGGAUAAUGCACUGGUGAAGAGAGAGGGAAGGUGUGAGAGCGUGCCAGCCAGCAGCCUGCGCGUUUUGCUUUCUUCCCUUCCAAUCUGGCCUGCUGGCAUCACGCUUCUAUUACUGAAAAUUACUUGCAGCAGGAAUGCUGAAUCACGUCCUCCCCACAAGCAGGCGAUGGAGCAGGAUGGAGGUAUCCUCCUUUCAGCUUUCUUUGCUGUUAUUACCCCCUUUGUCUUGUAUUCCUCUGACGGCAGCCCAGGCAGGGCUCGCAGCAGGCUGCGCAUCAGCACGAUGCUCAUUAGCAAAACCCUCCCUGAUAUUCAUUUCAAACUUCUCUUUUACAUUUUAACUCCAUUUGGAGUCUCUUUGUGUGGGAUCACCUGAAAAAAAAAAACCCAUCAACAACCUUUAUUCGUGUUUCACACCCUUGAGAUGCUUCCAGAGUGCUGGCACGUCCCCUCCCCAUCUUAGUCAUCCCAUACUGCGCCAGACAAAUUUAGCUCCUAACCUUUCCUUAUAACCAAUCCCUCUGGCCUGCUGGCAGAUUUUGUUGCUCUUCUCUGAACUCCUUCUGUUGCAGGUGAUAGAAAUGCCAGGCGGGAUGCGAGGAGCCUCUCUGACAGGUUGCAGCAGGCUGCAGAACAAGGGGCAGGUGGCCUCUAGCGGCCAGCAAUGAACGCACCCAACGGGAGCGAUGUGCCGAGAGCGCUUCCUGCAGCCUUCAGUUUCAAAUUUGCUGCUGUUGGAUUUUGUGCAAUGAUACCCUCUUCUUGAGUUAAAAGCAAAAGGAAAUAAAAGACAUGUUUUACCCUUUUCUCCAUCACGUCUCCUGUGGAAAAAAAAUAGUCUCCACUUACAGCUCAUUUCCAGACCUUUCUCCUUUUUCUGCUUUCUCUCUGAACCCUUUUGUUUCCAUCUCUCUUGGAAAACAGGGUGCAAACAUGAAUAUUACAGCUUAAGGAGGAGCCCUCGCAGACCUACAGAAUGAAUUGGGUAUUUUCAUCCUGUUCCUUUUUGUUUGGGUUCUCCAUUUGCUUUUUAGACUUCUGUCUCGGUGCAGCAUGUCUCUCGAGCUGUUCAGGUCUCAUAGAGGGGUUUGGUCCCUGUGGAGUCCAAUGAGAUGUGCUUGAGGAGCUUCUUCUAUUAAGUUUUGCCUUGCUCAUGAUAAUCAGGAGGGUGAAAUUCAAAGUGAGGGAAAGAACAGCAAAAAUCUCAGGUUAUUUAGCUAGCAGGCUUUGCCUUACAUUUUAACUAUCUUUCUAUCCACGAAGCUUUGUUAGUUCCUCUGGUGUUCCUCAUGGAAUCAUUAAGGUUGGAAAAGACUCUAAGGUCAUCUGGUCCAGUCAUCAGCCUAUCACCACCAUGCCCACUAAACCGUGUCCCUAGUGCUCUGUCCCUUCAAGUUCACUCCCCCUGUCAUUAACAAAUACCCAUAGUUUGAGUCUUUCCACCUCUGCUCUGCCCAGCACUGAGCAAAUACUGCACGUGGAGUGAUCCUGGAACCGCAGAAGGAGCAACCGGCAUCCGUGCCUGCAAGGCCUGGGUGUGCAGCCCCUGUAUUGCGCUCUGCUGCUUGCAGCCAUAUCGCAUUGCAGCAUGUCUGGCUUCUAGCUGUAGUGCUUCUGGCGCUGUUCAAUAGUUUGUUCAUUUGCAUGACUGUAUCCUGAGGUAGCUACUAAAUCUAUGGAAAUGGUUUGUGAGCUAAAUCUGUACAAAUGGCUUGAGAAAGGUAGCUUGGACCAGGAGAGUGUGCUUCAUCGGUGAUGACAUUUGCUCCUCAAAGUUGCCUUGCAGAUGGUCCCACAAUUCUUGGCUUCAUUCAUGUGCCUUCAGGUGGGCAGAAUAAGCAGAGGGUCUGUUAUAGCACCGUCUGGAGAUCUCCAAAGGUAGAGGGAGGGAUGAUGAAGUGGCCUUACUUUUGUCACCUUUAGACCAUCUGUUUUAGAGUCACAUCUCCAACAGUGGCCCAUACCAGGUACUUCAGAUGGGAUGUUAAGAAAUGCCUGAGCAGAUCUCUGGGAUGUAGCCUGUAGUCCUGUAAUACUUCUUCAAAGCUUUCACAGCUAGGUGAUAGCUUAUUCUGGAAGAUGGGUUUUGUCAUAAAUACGACAACUUGUUACCCAGAGAGAUAGCCAAGCUAUCCUCUAAUUUUGCACUUUUUUCCCCCCAGUGACAUCACUAAAAAAAAUGUUCCCUUUUGGCAGUUUUGUAGUCAUUUGUAUUCUUCCCUUGUAGUGUUAACAAAUGUCUCUUCUCUUGCUCAGCGAGAUGAGAGCACUUUGCUUAUCCAUCCCCCUGUGCAAAGUGCUGUGGAUGUGCUUACAGCUUCUCUCCUUCUCCGCAUGAGUUCAGAUGGGUUUUCAGAGGCCUGAAUCUUCCCCGUGCCGCUCUGUCAACCGUCUCCAGCUCCUCCUGAUGGGACAGGAGGUGGUGCAGCCAUGCUGGGCUCAGCUUGCCCUGGUGCUGCAGCUUCCCUGAGGCGGCCUCUCUGGGUUAGGACCACAGGGACUGAGGGCAGCGGGUGGCAGUGUCCCACAACGUUCCCUUGUCCUGCCCUCUCUCCACAGGUUAUGCCACUCUCCAGGUUUGCUGGGUGCCUGCCGGUGAAAGAAAAGGGUUGAUAUUUUGCCCAGGCCCUUAGGUCCUGAACCAAAAUGGCAGCUGGCGAGUCCCCUCCCGUAGGAGAUGCCUUCAUCGACCUGCAGCAGGGCAGAGAUCGUGCAGAGAAAGCCUCUCCUGGUGCCGAGGACGAUGAGGACUUGGAUAAGACUUUAUCAAUCGAGAGAUUUGGGGACCUGAUAAGCAAGUCAGCAUCGAGCGAUCUGGAGAAGCAGAGACGCAGCUACAGUGAGAGAGAUUUUGAAUUCCACCGCCAAACCUCGCACCACAUCCAUCAUCCCCUUUCCACUCACCUCCCUUCUGCCCUCAAGUUCCAAAAGAGGCCCCCCCGUGCCAGCAGGAGGAAAAAAAGAAGAAGGAAAAAGAAGAAAACCUCAGUACCCCCCUCAGAAGUCACCCCCACCAUCCAAGAAGUGGACGAGGAAGGAGGAGAAGAGGAGGAAGAAGAGGAGGAAGAAGAAGAAGAGGAAGAAGGAGAGUCUGAGGCAGAGGAAGCCCAGGAGAAGGAGAUCUUUGCAGAGUCUGAGGGCAAAGCUCGUGGGAAGGACACAUCCCCUAAGCUGGAGCCCUCAAGCAAACCAAAGUUCACCAUUGGCAGCGAUGAGGAUGAGUCUGGCAGCGCUCUGGCCCCGGCGCAGUUCCACGUGGAAGAGGAGUGUGGCAUCCUGUCCUCCACACCGCGCUUCACUGAGCUGCUGCAGGACAAGGGCCCUGCCUCCCUCCGCAGUCUCCCUGGACCACGGGAACGUCUUUCUCAGGGCUGGGAGAAGCGCAAGCCCUGGGGCCAGGUGGCAAGUGGGCAACGAGUUACCUAUGACUUAAAGGAGAGGAUGUGCAUCGGCAGCAUGACCACACUGGAGAGUGCAGCAUAUCAGCGUGUCCCCACGGAUGAGGCUGAGGCCCAGAUGCUGGCAUCUGCUGAUUUGGAUGGCAUGAAAAGCCACCGCUUUGAAGACAACCCUGGUGUGAGGAGGCAUCUGAUGAAGAAACCAUCUAGGAGCCAGAUCACCAGGACGAGCAAAAAAUUAGCAUCAACCCCAUCAGUUAAGAAAAAGAAGAAGAAGAAGAAGUUGGAUAGAAAACCCCAUGAGGUGUUUGUGGAGCUGAACGAACUGGUAGUGGAUAAGAACCAGGAGAUGCACUGGAGGGAAACAGCCCGCUGGAUCAAGUUUGAGGAGGAUGUGGAGGAGGACACAGCCAGGUGGGGGAAACCUCACGUUGCUUCACUGUCCUUCCGCAGCCUGCUGGAGCUCAGGAAGACAAUUGCCCAUGGUGCCGUUCUUCUUGACCUGGAGCAGACCACACUGCCUGGCAUUGCUCACCUCAUGGUGGAGACCAUGAUCAUCUCUGACCAGAUCAGAGCAGAGGACCGAGCCAAUGUGAUGCGUGCCCUGCUGCUGAAGCACAGCCACCCGAACGAUGAGAAGGAGGGCUUCUUUCCAAGGAACCACUCCAGCUCCAGCAUGAACUCAAUCGUGGGGAACCACCAUCACAACCACACCACAGACACCUGUGUGCCCCUCAUGGGAGAGGAGCGAAUUGAGAUGGCUGACCCCAAGGCCCAUGAGACAGAGUGCAAAGAGAAAAAUGUGCAUGUCCAUAACUCUGAGGGGCACCGUAAAUACCUGAAGUUGAUGGAGAAGAUUCCUGAAGAUGCAGAGGCCACCGUGGUCCUUGUGGGUUGUGUGCAGUUCCUGGAGCAGCCAACUAUGGCCUUUGUCCGACUAAAUGAGGCCGUCUUCCUGGAAUCUGUCUUGGAGGUCCCAAUUCCUGUCAGAUUCAUCUUUGUGCUGCUGGGACCGAGCCAGGCCAACAUGGACUACCAUGAAAUUGGUCGGUCAAUCUCCACCCUCAUGUCUGACAAGCAUUUCCAUGAGGCUGCAUACAUGGCUGAUGACCGUCAAGAUCUCCUCAACGCAAUCAAUGAGUUCUUGGACUGCAGCAUUGUCAUUCCUCCAUCUGAGGUGGAGGGGAAAGACUUGCUCAAAUCCAUUGCCACCUUCCAGAAGUUGCUGCUGAGGAAGAGGAAGGAGAGGGAGCAGAAAUCCAUGAAGGAAGGGGAUGUCCAGGAAGCCAAAGAGCUGUGUGAAGUGAAGGCUGAGGAAGAAGAGGAAGAAGCUGAGGACGACCCUUUGAAGCGGACCGGAAUAUUUUUUGGAGGUCUGGUUCGGGACAUAAAGCGCAGGUACCCCAAAUACCUCAGUGACAUCAGAGACGCCUUGCACAGCCAGUGUCUCGCAGCCGUUCUCUUCAUCUACUUUGCUGCUCUCUCUCCUGCCAUCACCUUCGGGGGACUCCUAGGAGAGAAAACUGAGGGUCUCAUGGGGGUCUCCGAGCUGAUAAUCUCCACCUCGGUUUUAGGGAUCCUCUUCUCCCUGCUUGGAGCCCAGCCGCUCCUGGUAAUUGGCUUCUCAGGGCCUCUGCUGGUGUUUGAAGAAGCUUUUUACAAGUUCUGCCAGACACAAGGCAUUGAGUACCUGACAGGCAGAGUGUGGAUUGGCCUGUGGCUCAUCGUUUUCAUCUUCAUUAUUGUGGCAGCCGAAGGAAGCUUCUUGGUGCGCUACAUCUCGCCCUUCACCCAGGAGAUCUUUGCUUUCCUCAUCUCCCUCAUCUUCAUCUACGAGACCUUCUACAAACUGUACAAGGUGUUUGCAGAACAUCCUCUGCUGAAGUUUUACCCGCCAGACAUGCAGAGCAGCCUGAACGCCAGCAUGCUCUCUGCAGAUGCGAUGUCAUUGGGAAUCAGGAUGCAGCCCAACACUGCUCUCCUCUCCCUCAUCCUUAUGCUAGGCACCUUCUUCAUUGCCUUCUUUAUGCGCAAGUUCAAGAACAGCCGCUUCUUAGGAGGAAAGGCUCGGCGGAUCAUCGGAGACUUCGGGAUCCCCAUCUCCAUCCUAGUCAUGGUGCUGGUGGAUUACACCAUCACAGACACAUACACGCAGAAGCUGAAUGUCCCGUCUGGCCUGUCCGUCACAUCUCCUCACAAACGUGGCUGGUUCAUUCACCCCAUGGGCAGCAGUGGGACCUUUCCAUUGUGGAUGAUGUUUGCCUCUGCCAUCCCUGCCCUCCUGGUCUUCAUUCUUAUCUUCAUGGAGACACAGAUCACUACGCUGAUUGUGAGCAAGAAGGAGAGGAAGCUGCUGAAAGGCUCUGGCUUCCACCUGGACCUGCUGCUCAUUGGCACUAUGGGGGGACUCUGUGCACUCUUUGGGCUGCCCUGGCUGACUGCGGCGACAGUGCGCUCCGUCACCCACGUCAAUGCCCUGACAGUCAUGAGCAAGGCCAUCGCGCCAGGAGAGAAGCCCAAGAUCGAGGAGGUGAAGGAGCAGCGUGUGACAGGAGUGCUUAUUGCUGCCCUUGUCGGCCUGUCCAUUGUGAUGGGGAACAUGCUGCGGCAGAUCCCGCUGGCUGUGCUCUUCGGCAUCUUCCUCUACAUGGGGGUUACAUCUCUCACGGGCAUCCAGCUCUACGAGCGACUACUCCUGAUCUUCAUGCCAUCCAAGCACCACCCCGACCACAUCUAUGUUGUUAAGGUAAAGACGUGGAGGAUGAAUCUCUUCACCUGCAUUCAACUGGCCUGCAUUGUGCUGCUCUGGGUGGUGAAAUCUACGGUGGCAUCUCUGGCCUUCCCCUUUGUUCUGAUCAUGACAGUGCCACUGCGACGCUUCGUGCUGCCCCGCUUCUUCCACGACAGGGAGCUCAAAGCCUUGGACUCGGAGGAUGCAGAGCCAAACUUUGAUGAGGAUGGCCGGGAUGAGUACAACGAGCUGCACAUGCCUGUGUGAACUAGGGCCUGCCCUCCCUGCUCUUGGGACAGGCUCCUCACACCUGCUCGUCCCCUCAAGGACUAGUGGGAGACUUGCCACAAGUCAAGCAAUCUUGCCUGGACCGAGAAAUGGCUGUUCCAUAGCUCUUCAGGAGACAGCCCCUGCUCCUGCUGCCCCAUCACUCACUCAGCAGAGGCUGCUCAUCUCUCUCCUCUCGGACCUGGUAGGCUGAGAGGUGUCUCUCACAUCCCAAAGCUGUGUGGGUCCAGAGCGCCCGUGGGUCAGGGGUCUUCCCUGUCCUUGCUGGAGGCAGCCUGCGUUCAGUUUCUGGGUGGUGAAGGGGAGCCAUGCCAGCUGGUACCACUGUGUCCCACUCCAUUUCCAUGAAGCUUGGGUGUCGCAGCACGAUGCACCAUUGGGCAGUCACAGGGACAGGCCUGAUGCUGCCUGUCUAUGGACAGUGGGCUCCUCUCAGGCUUGGCGAGGACAUCAGCCUCCAUGCUCAGCUAACAGAUGCCUUGCUCCCUCUUCUCGCAGCCAGACUGCUGUCUCCUGCACCUGAGCCUGGGGCUCCCUGGGAGGCAUUGCCAACCAAGCCCUUAGUGCGUGCUCCAGCACAGGAGCAAGGAGAGACCAGUGCUCUUCCCUGCUCGGCACAGCUUCCCCUGCACCGCUGGGACAGGCACUGCUGCGUCCUGACAUCUUGCAGAUGAGGGGUGCUCUGCAGUUCCUGUCCUCCAGGCUUUCAGCUGGACGCCACUCUCUCACAGGACUGGUUUCCACCCUUGCCCAGCACUCAGGAGGCUGUUCGUUUCCUCAUAAUUUUCCCAACACUCUUCCCAAAAGGAAAACAGCACUGGGAGAGGGGGAGCGGGGGAGAGCAGGUACCCUGAAGCCUUGGGUGCAUGCCCUGUUCUGGGAACCGAAUCCUUUGCCAUUCUGCACCUCCACAAAGGUUACAAGGGUCCUGAUCGCCAUCUCCCUGUCUUUGAGCACAAACCACCUUUAAGAGCUAUACAAGAGGUACAGUGCUGGAGCAUGAAAUAGUCCUGUGGGUCCCCUUUCCCUGUGUGGCGAUCACUGGUUCUGGCUGCCUGCAGCCCUACAUUGAAAUCACUGAACCCCUUGGCCCCAUUUCUGCUCCCAUGCUGGAGUGACCCUUCAUGUCCGUUCCAGCUGGAAGAAGCAGCAUUCAGCGUGCCCAGCACUUAGCCCUGGCCUGCUCUGGGGCCUGGCAGGAAUGUGUCCUAGGAUCUCCUGGACCAGCAGCCUCCGUUCAGAGCAGGCAGCCACAGCUAGCAGCUCUGGCACAUGGGCAGCUCUGAUGUAGUGCCCCGAUGGUAGGAACCGGAGUGGCCUUGUGGAGGAGGCCGGGACGCAUGCUCCAGCAUUGAUCAGCCACCUCCCCAGCUCCCGUUUAUCAGCGUGGCUCCUGCAGGAGAAGGUGGGUCCUGCACCUCCCUGGGAGGCUGCACAAACACCCGCAGAGAGCGAAGCCCCUCCAGCAGCAGGCUCCAGCCCCACCGCCGGGCUCACGCGCAGGGUGUCCGUGUGUCUGUGGCCGUGUGCGUCCUGUCCUCCCUGUGUAGUGUAGGAGGCCUGUUGUCGCUGUGCAUUGUGACUCCUCUGACUGUAGUGGAAACAGCUACACCAAUAAACUUCACAGGAACCACA